Penicillium subrubescens is the source of this 1067-nucleotide messenger RNA. RefSeq names its product GNAT family N-acetyltransferase. The transcript has 2 exons. Gene Ontology annotation, molecular function: acyltransferase activity, transferring groups other than amino-acyl groups. The record is from RefSeq and is a predicted model, not a curated record. Bases 47 to 673 code for a protein of 208 amino acids. NCBI's taxonomy places the organism in Eukaryota, Fungi, Ascomycota, Eurotiomycetes, Eurotiales, Aspergillaceae.
UCCCAAGCGAAAGAUCCUAAACUCGAGAGAAGUCAACUAAACAAAAAUGGUUUCCUAUCGCCCGGCAAGGCUGGAGGAUCUAGCCCAAAUCCGCACCAUCAACACACAUUAUAUUCUCAAUACUUCGCUCACAUUCGUGCGAACCCCACCACCCUUUGAGUCAUACAUCGCCAAACUAAACGAUCUUAACACUCGAGGCCUUCCAUAUAUUGUCGCAUUGGAUGAUGAACAGCGUGCAGACGAUGGUCACGCUCUUGUCCUCGGAUACGCGUCCCUUUCUCCAUUCCGCCCACAAAUGGUUUCAUACGCUCCAACUGUUGAGCUCACUCUAUUCAUUCACCCGGAUUAUCAAUCGCGUGCGAUAGGAUCUGCCCUCCUUGCGCAGUUUCUUGGGAGUGUUGAAACUGGCCAAGUCUGGCAUACCUGUGAGGGAAUGGGUGGCCAAAUCGAGUUGAGUGACCAGAACGAUGAAAACGCGUCCGCUAGCGCUACUCAAGUCCGAAACGUGAUUGCUGUGAUGGCUGUGGAUCCUGAGGGCAAGGGUCAGGGUGAAGCUUUGAGGACAUGGUAUUUGAAACGAGGGUUUGAGGAAUGUGGUCGAAUGAGGAAGGUUGGGUUCAAGAGAGGACACUGGAUCGACACUGUUUGGCUACAAUAUUCUAUGCCAGAGUAGAUUGAAAGCAAUUUUCGUGCAAGAGACAUCGAGGUAUCAGUGCCAUAUAUCUAGAGACUCCGCAUGCGAUCUUGCUUCGUCGGCAUCUGUUACCUUUCUUUGGUGGCAUGUAUACUUGACAAGGACGAAUCAUCGUGAUCGUGGCACAAUUUCUACUAAAGCCCUUCAUGUGUUGAGGAUGCCCAUCUAUAUAGUAUAUAUCUGUGGCAUGUGUUAAGUUAAGUCCUUCUAAGGCGCCUGGUCCUAAUCCACGCUUGCAACAUGCGUCUCUUCACAGGCAGUUUGUAUACCCCACCUAUUCAGUUCAAUGAAAACGGCCUACCUCGGCGAUCAAAGGUAUUUCCCGCAUUGAUUGGUUUAUCAGAGCGUCAGAAUGAUCACUUGGAUAAUGGGC